Molecule: messenger RNA, 1401 nt
Organism: Effrenium voratum
Lineage: Eukaryota; Dinophyceae; Suessiales; Symbiodiniaceae
Source: the annotation of a GenBank genome assembly
AUGGCUCGGCUAUUCAGCGUGGUGGUGUUGGCGGCAGUGUGCUACUGGGCCUACGAGGGAUGCUUUGCCAGAAUCGCCGGCACUCGCCUGGAAGAGCCACCAGCCACUGAGGAGGUGGAGGCCCCUGCCGCCGCCGCCUGGCUCCGCGCGGCGCGCCGCACUGCCGAAGGCAAGAAGGACAGCGGCGCACACUGGGAGGCGGCCUGGGAGAUGACGGAGGCCUGGUGGCUGCGACCCGUGGCCUUCUCCGUGACCGCACUUUUCACGUUGGUGGCCAUCAUCCAGCAGCUGCCUGGGGCGUAUCUCCGCGCCAUCAUCCCAAAGGCUCGCACCGAGAAGGUGCUGCCUCUGGAGGCUGGUCCUAGCAAGGAGCUGCAAGUGGCCAAGUGCCUACGAGCCUUGCAGCGCAUGGAGCUGCCGGUCUUCGGCACCUCUGCCGCGUGGUCGGAGAAGCUCCAGGGCACCGUGGUGUCGGUGAACCCUCGCCCCGGCGCCCUGGAGGACUGGGAGCAGCGCGUGGAGCCAGUGCAGCAGAGCUUGGAGGAGGUCCUGGAGCAGCCAGUCGUGGUGCACCUGCUGCGCCAGAGCCAGGAGAAAUCCGGCGCCUCCGAAUCCUGGGAGCUUCUUGUGACAGAACCCCGGAAAGUGGAGGAAGGCUACAUGAACACGCUGCUCUCUUUCGGCGCGGUAGUGGGUGCCGCACAGCUGGUGAGCUCCCUGCGCGUGGGCGCGCCGCUGGCCCCCGUGCUGUUGCUGCUGCUGCUGGCGGAGGCCGCGAAGAGCGCCACGGCGCGGGCGCAGGACACCGAGCUGGGCGCCAGGACCUGGGUGCCCUGCCCGCAGCUGGGCGCCCUGGGCCUCUUCAGCGCCUCCGGGGCCUCGCCGAGCCGCGGGGCGCAGCUGCGGCUGGCGCUCAGCGGCCCGGCGGCGCUGGCAGCGCUCGCGCUGCUGCUCUCGGCCUGGGACUGGGCUCCAUCUUGGACCAUAGAUGUCCACAACACCAUGGGCCUCGGCAUGUUGACCGGUCUCCAAGGAGAAUGCCAUGCCACUGCCUUCAUCGCUCGACAAGCGCUCCUCAUGGCGGGGCUCGCCUUGCUGCCGCAGAGCCCCGAGGGCAAGGCAGCCUGGGCAGCGCUGGUGGGCCGGGAGACUGCCAACAAGAUGGCGGAAGCUGCCGGUUACCUGUACCCCCUGUGUGGGGUGUUGGCCAUGUGGGGUGGCGCGGGGCCCAUGGUCUUGUCCCUGCCCUUCACCUGGGCCCUGCUGCUCACCAACCUCCAACCCUCUGAGACACCGCCGCCGCUCGAGGAGGCCACGGAGGUGCCGUGGGAGUUGCAAACCGCGGCCGCGGCCUUGUUGCUGAGCGCGCCGCUGGCGGUGCUGCCUGGCGUCUUCCUUUGA